This is a messenger RNA of Calypte anna (Anna's hummingbird), 1280 nucleotides long. RefSeq names its product pancreatic secretory granule membrane major glycoprotein GP2. Lineage: Eukaryota; Metazoa; Chordata; Aves; Apodiformes; Trochilidae. The record is from RefSeq and is a predicted model, not a curated record. The transcript has 9 exons. Gene Ontology annotation, cellular component: cell surface; apical plasma membrane. Gene Ontology annotation, biological process: neutrophil migration. The coding region runs from base 42 to 1280 and encodes 412 amino acids.
CCCAGGGUGGCAGUGACUGAAGGACACGGGGCAGCCUGGCAAUGGAAAGGAUUAUGAGGUGUUUGCUGGUGGUCUCUGUCCUCUGCCUGGCUGGCUGUGAAGGCAACAAGAGUGAUCUGGGACAAGGUGUUUCCCCCCAUCUCAAGAGGAGCUCAGAUGCCUGCCUGCCAAACCCAUGCCAGCACCAGGGGCACUGCCAGGUAGAGGAAGAUGGACCAGUUUGCAGCUGCAAACCAGGCUUCACAGGGGAGUUCUGCCAAGAUGUGAUAAUGAAGCUGGCCUGUGAGGAAGAGUACAUGAAGAUGAUGGUGAGGAAGGAGGUGUUUGAACUUUUGAAAAUCCCCCGUGAGCUUGUCCACUUGAAGAACAAGGCAUGCAAGGUCUCAGAAAGGGAAGAAGAGGGCAAGUUGUUUUUUGCAGCCACUCUCACAGGUGAAAAUCACACCACCUGUGGAUCAAUAAUUCAGCAAAACAGCUCCCACAUAUCAUACACCAAUGUCAUUGAGUCAAAGCCUGAAGAGCGUGGAGGUGUCAUCUCCCGGAGUUUCCAGCUGGAGGUUCGUUUCUCCUGCCUCUAUGCCUAUGAGCAGGUGGUGAAGCUGCCCUUCGCUCUCACUGCUGUCGACAAGCUGGUGCAGUUUGUGGUUAGGGAAGGGCACUUCAAUGUCAGCAUGAGACUGUACAAGACCCCAUCCUACCUGCAGCCCUAUUACCUACCAACUGCUGCCAUCCCCAUCAUGGACACCCUCUAUGUCCUGCUGAACCUCGAAGGACAGCACCAGAUCAAGUAUUUCCUGCUGAGUGUUGAGGACUGCUGGGCCACACCGACUGCAGAUCCCUACCAGGGUGUGAGGCAUGGGCUCAUUGAGAAGGGCUGUCCCCAGGAUGAGACAGUGACAUACCUGAAUGCUAUUGGAGAGAGCACUGCAGCCAAGUUCAGCUUCCAAAUGUUUCAGUUUGUGGGUUACCCUGAGGUGUUCCUGCACUGCCGUGUCCGGCUCUGCCUUCCUGGCAUCCUGGAGCCCUGUGCCAAGCAAUGCCCCAGGCACCAGAGGAGCAAGCGAGCGCCAGCAGAUGACUACAAUAAGAUUGUCUCCUAUGGGCCCAUCCACCUGCUGGCUGCUCCUUCCUUGGGAGUAGGCACCCAGCACUCCAGGACUGACCCACAGGACCUGGGAGGACCUAACCCGUGGUUCCUGGGGGUCCUCAUCCUCCUGUGUGCACUGGGAGUGCUCACUGCAGCUGCUGUGGCCAUCAGCACGAGGCAGAGGUUGGGGUAG